Molecule: messenger RNA, 4157 nt
Organism: Oxyura jamaicensis (ruddy duck)
Lineage: Eukaryota; Metazoa; Chordata; Aves; Anseriformes; Anatidae
Gene: DHX33
Product: DEAH-box helicase 33
Exons: 11
Coding region: 331-1935 (534 amino acids)
Biological process (GO): positive regulation of transcription by RNA polymerase I
Cellular component (GO): nucleolus; intracellular anatomical structure
Molecular function (GO): RNA binding
Source: RefSeq, a predicted model, not a curated record
UUCUCCCUCCCCAUGCUGAAGCACACCUAAAAGUUAACCUGAAAGUUGAAUUGGGACCUUCUGCUUGAUGGAAAAACUCUGUUCGCUUGGUGUUCCUCAGGAGAAACAGGCUCAGGGAAGACCACUCAGCUCCCUCAGUACCUCUACGAAGCAGGAAUCGGCCGCCAAGGCGUCAUCGCAGUGACGCAGCCUCGCAGAGUAGCAGCCAUCUCCUUGGCCACCCGGGUCUCGGAUGAGAAGAGGACAGAGCUGGGGAAGCUGGUGGGCUACACGGUGCGCUUUGAUGACCUGACGUCUGAUGAGACGAGAAUCAAGUUCUUAACGGACGGGAUGCUGCUGCGCGAGGCCAUCGGGGAUCCUCUGCUGCGCAAGUACAGCGUUGUCAUCCUGGACGAGGCCCACGAGAGGACGAUCCAUACUGAUGUGCUCUUCGGAGUGGUGAAAGCCGCCCAAAAGAAACGAAAGGAAUUGGGCAAACUGCCACUAAAAGUGGUCGUCAUGUCGGCUACGAUGGAUGUUGACCAGUUCUCCCAGUACUUCAACGGAGCUCCCGUCCUCUAUUUAGAGGGCAGGCAACAUCCCAUUCAGGUCUUUUACACCAAACAGCCUCAGAGCGAUUACCUCCAAGCAGCACUGGUGUCAGUCUUCCAGAUCCACCAGGAAGCACCCUCUUCUCAGGACAUCCUCGUGUUUCUGACUGGUCAGGAAGAGAUCGAAGCGAUGACCAAAACCUGUCGAGACAUUUCCAAGCACCUCCCUGAUGGCUGCCCGCAGAUGAUGGUGAUGCCUCUUUAUGCUUCUCUGCCCUACUCUCAACAGCUCCGAGUCUUCCAGGGCGCCCCCAAGGGCUGCCGCAAAGUGAUCCUCUCCACCAACAUUGCAGAGACCUCCAUCACCAUUCCGGGAAUAAAAUACGUUGUGGACACGGGCAUGGUCAAAGCAAAGAAGUACAACCCUGAAAUUGGUCUGGAAGUGCUGGCAGUCCAGCGGGUGUCGAAGGCCCAGGCCUGGCAGCGAACAGGGAGAGCAGGGCGGGAGGACAGCGGGAUCUGUUACCGGCUCUACACAGAGGACGAGUUUGAGAAGUUUGACAAAAUGACAGUACCCGAGAUACAGAGGUGUAACCUGGCCAGCGUGAUGCUUCAGCUCCUGGCUUUGAGAAUUCCCAAUGUACUCACCUUUGACUUCAUGUCCAAACCAUCUCCUGAUGCUAUUCAAGCAGCAAUCGAGCAGCUGGACCUGCUGGGGGCUGUGGAGCGAAAGGAAGAUCAGCUUGUCCUAACUCCCGUGGGAAAGAAGAUGGCUGCCUUCCCGCUGGAACCAAAGUUCUCAAAAACCAUCCUCCUGGCCCCGAAGUUCCACUGCACAGAAGAGAUUCUGACCAUCAUAUCGCUGUUAUCGGUGGACAGCGUCCUUUACAACCCCCCAGCACGGCGGGAGGAGGUGCAGUCCGUCAGGAAGAAAUUCAUCUCCAGUGAGGGGGAUCAUCUUACCCUGCUCAACGUGUACAGGGCCUUCAGAAACGUCAGUGGCAACAAGGAAUGGUGCAAAGAGAACUUUGUCAACAGCAGGAACAUGAUGCUUGUGUCAGACGUCAGAGCGCAGCUCAGGGACAUUUGUGUGAAGCUCUCGAUCCCAAUGGAGUCCUCCCGCGGGGACACGGGGAACAUCCGCCGCUGCCUGGCUCACAGCCUCUUCAUGAACGCCGCCGAGCUGCAGCCGGACGGCACGUACAGCACUGUGGACUCUCACCAGCUGGUAGCCAUCCACCCCUCCUCUGUGCUCUUCCACUGCAAGCCAGCCUGUGUGGUGUACAACGGGCUGCUUCACACCAACAAGUGCUACAUGCGGGACCUGUGCGUGGUGGAUGCAGACUGGCUGUACGAUGCGGCGCCUGACUACUUCCGCAGGAGGCUCAGAACAGCCAAGAACUGAGCUGGGGGUCUGGGACCACCAGGUGCACCGUUUUUAGGCUCAUCCUAUAAGAGUGUUUCUUGUUUUGUAAUGAAUGUACAGGAACGGUAGAGCUUUGCCUUGCCAAUCAGGUAAAAACCUUAGAGGAAACUGGCUUCUCCGUGAGAGCCAGACCUCACAAGUUUCCGUGGUUUAGAACAAUCGUCCUUUUAACAGUUGAUCUGUGAAAGGGGAAUGCAGUGUGUACUCUGUGCGUGUGUGCAUGCGUUUGAUAAAUCCCUACUGCGGGGAGCAGAAAGGGGAGCUGUUUUCAGACUCCUGUUUUUAACACUUACUGACAUUUAACAGGUUGUAUAAGAGGAAAUGAAAUCCUAAGAGCUCUUCUGAGCAGACGAGCUAUUUUUUGAUGAUUGUGCUUGUAUCUUUAGCAGGUUUUACUGUCAAAAAAAAAAAAAGAAAAAUUUAAAUGUCUACUUUUAAAUCCCUACAUACAGAGGGGGAAAUGAUGUUUUUUUCUUUUACUGUUUCUAGAAGGGAGGUGCUACUGUCUUACCUCAUCCUUUCUGUCCGCACGUCAUGUUCACCACCUAUUUGGGAUCGUGUGAAGGCCACUAAUGGGGAGAGACCCCAGAGAGGUCUUCACUGUUUGUUUCUAAGCCUUGGAGGCUGCCAGUGUUUUCUUGGAGGGGCUGUCCAGCCACCUGUGUAUUUGAUGUCCUCUUCGUUCUCCUUUUUGCUCUUGGGGCAUGUGAUUCCUCAGCAAAUGCUUCUGUCUUGACUCACUCUUGUCCAUUCACUUCUAGCUUUGGAGUUGGCAUCCCAUCCACAGUAGCUAAUCAGGCCAACUUGAGGCAAAUUCAGCAAAACAAGAAUGAAAAUGUAGUUUAGAGACUGGACUUCAUUAUUAAAAGCCCUUGAUUCAGCAAACAUUCCUGUCUUCUGCUCUGGCUCCAGUGCUUCUUCCCCCUUCCACCUUCUCCAACCCAACCCUCCACCUCCAUUAGAAGUUUGGAGCUUGACAUUGUCAACGACCAUAGAUCUGCCAUUAGUACUUCUAAUUUGUAUUUUCUUCCAUAUCCUUUUGGCAUCUACCUAUUUUUUCAGUUGGAGAAAACUGACACUAUGAAACUUAAUCUUAAAUCCUAAAAUUCAGAAACUAGAAUCACUCCAACAGGAAAAUUUGUUCUUUAAUCUGAAGGAAAGUGUUUAUGUUCUGUUCUCACUGUGUGCUGUUGUGGGAUAAAAAGUAAGUUGUUUUUAAAGGAUAUACUUGUAGAAUAACCUCUCCGGGAGAGGCAACUUACAGUUUCAACAGAGUCUGUUGAUAUAGUUUGUUAAUUUAUACAGAUUUUUGGAUGAGUUGAACUGAAGAAGAUCGGGUGUCAGAAGGGAUGGGGGAGGGAACUGUUCUGUACAUGCAGUGUCGUUUUGUACUAUAGGGGGAUUAGUUCAUGCAGGCUAUGAUAGGAUUUUCUUCUGACCAAAGUGGUGUUUGUUACCCUUCGAAUAUCAAAUAUAAAAGUUCAUUACAUAUUAAUGGGGCUGCUCAGGGAUGCAGUCAUAUUGGCUAUUAGCAAGCCCUUGUCAGUAUUUUUCUGCUGGCUUUGCUUGUGACCUGUGGGGACAAGCUGCAUUUUGCAUGUCACAGUAUGUCCUGGUUACAUGCAUCGCGGUCACACAGUCCUUGUGAUAUGCCUUCUCUUUGGUCUCCCAGUAUUGACCUACCUUGGUUGUCUCUUUAAAAGCCGGGACAAAUACCUCUUUUUAGAACUGGAAUUUCAGUUGUGCUGAUCUUCAAAUUGCUGUCUCCCAAAGUGGUAGUUAAUUAAAUAGGUACCCGGCGUACCUGGAGUGUCUUGGCUCAGCCUGCUCCUGGAGAAGGUGAUGCUGAAUGUACGCAGGGGUCCGGUGGGAACGGUGGUAUUGUUCUUUGGUACUUUUUUUAAAAAAAAAAGACUGGGGCACAGACAACACUUGUCACUUUUGUAUGUGUGACACUUUGGGGUCGGUAUUUCAGGAGUAAGCUGUUACUUCAGGUGUAACUCACACAAACUGCAGGGAAUUAUCAAACCACUCUGUGUAUCUAUUCUAUGGUUUUGCAGACUGCAUCUCUAUGGAAAAAUUGAGUAAAAGCACAUUUUGUUUGGACAGUCUUAAUUAAACAGUCUGAGGGAGGCGAUGGGAAUUGAUUUAGAAGUAACUGAUUUGUAUAUUUUUCCCUUAAUAAAGAGUGAUGGCAAAAA